AGUGGUUAGAGUCGUCUUCGUCUUCUCCGUCUCCGAUCAGUUUCGCCGUCGUCGUCGCCGCCGCCGCCGCGGAGGCCGUAACCCUAGCCGAGGAGAGUAGAGGGUGAGUCGGCAGAGGCAGGGCGGUGGGGCAAGAUGUUCCGGUACCAGAAGGGCGGCGACGUCGAGGCGGGGACCUCGGGCGGCGUCGCGGGGGCGCGGGAGCUCUACCCGGGGAUGACGGAGCCGCCGGAGAUGCGGUGGGCGCUCAUCCGCAAGAUCUACGUCAUCCUCUCCAUGCAGCUCCUCCUCACCGCCGCGGUCGCUGCCGUCGUCGUCAAGGUCCGCGCCAUCUCACACUUCUUCGUCUCCUCCCACGCCGGCAUCGGGCUCUACAUCUUCCUCAUCAUCCUCCCCUUCAUCGUGCUUUGCCCGCUGUACUUCUACCACCAGAAGCACCCGGUCAACCUGAUUUUGCUCGGUCUCUUCACGGUCGCCAUCAGCUUCGCUGUUGGCAUGACAUGUGCUUUCACCAGUGGCAAGGUCAUUCUGGAGUCUGCAAUUCUUACAACAGUGGUUGUGUUUAGCCUGACUGCCUACACAUUCUGGGCUGCAAAGAGGGGCCGUGACUUCAGCUUCCUUGGUCCUUUCCUGUUCGCCUCCCUCAUAGUGCUGCUUGUGUUUGCAUUCAUCCAGAUCCUAUUCCCACUGGGCAAGAUCUCUCAGAUGAUCUAUGGUGGAAUUGCAUCGCUCAUCUUCAGUGGCUACAUCGUCUACGACACGGACAACAUCAUCAAGCGCUACACCUAUGACCAGUAUGUCUGGGCCGCUGUCUCGCUCUACCUCGACGUCAUCAACCUCUUCCUCUCCCUGAUGACCCUGUUCAGGGCAGCCGACUGAGCUCAUCGCGUCGCAUCGUGUGCAUACCUUUCUACCAGUGAACGUGAAAAUGCUGCCACUCCCCUUUAUCAUGAGUAACCUACUCAAAACAAGAUGUAUAGAUGUCGCUAGUAGUAUGGUCUUUUAUCAUGCUGGGUUUACUUAUGAGUAGCCAAGUGAUCUUAUUUACGUAGGGAAACAGGAACGAACAGAGAGAUUCUAUGAAUGGAAAUGAUGUUGGAUUUGGGUUUGUUUUAA
Oryza brachyantha (malo sina) is the source of this 1116-nucleotide messenger RNA. RefSeq names its product protein LIFEGUARD 2-like. The transcript is spliced from 4 exons. The coding region runs from base 136 to 879 and encodes 247 amino acids. The record is from RefSeq and is a predicted model, not a curated record. NCBI's taxonomy places the organism in Eukaryota, Viridiplantae, Streptophyta, Magnoliopsida, Poales, Poaceae. Gene Ontology annotation, cellular component: membrane.